Molecule: messenger RNA, 591 nt
Organism: Protopolystoma xenopodis
Lineage: Eukaryota; Metazoa; Platyhelminthes; Monogenea; Polystomatidea; Polystomatidae
Source: the annotation of a GenBank genome assembly
AUGCUCGCCUCUUGCCUUGACGACAGUGGCCUGACAUCAAUCGGUUCAUUUGAUGUCAAUCUCGGUGUCGGUCUGUCGCCCAGUCAACCAAACAGCCCAGCAACCCCGGCCAGCCUUGGCCGAAGUGCUGGCUCCACUGGCCUCCUCCUCCAGUCACCGUCCUCUAUGGGCCCCCUGUCUGGAGGCAGCGGGCCGCCCACCCUCGGGGGAGGUGGCCUUAUGACAUCUUCUCUGUACCACGCGGUCAAUCAGACCUCUCCGUCUGGUCCGGUGUCAGUUGGUGGGGGUCUGAUGGGCGUUUCACCAUUUUCACCUUUGUCGUCAGGCCAAAGGUCCACUUCCAUGGAGUGGACAGCUCCGGCAGGAUCGGAUACACUUGCAUCACCGGGCGCCUCGGGAACGAGUGGAACGAAUGCCGCUUGUCGCUAUCCCAUAAUCGAGCUAAUGAGUAAGAAAUCUUAUCUGCUCACCCUAGGUCUAAGCUCUUUUAUGAAGCAUAAUGUGUUGGGCAGACUUGCAUUUCGUAUUCAAGUGGAGGAAGAAGAGAUUCGUAGUUUGGUCCCACCAGAAGACGACGGUCGACUCCGCUAG